Molecule: messenger RNA, 537 nt
Organism: Neurospora tetrasperma FGSC 2508
Lineage: Eukaryota; Fungi; Ascomycota; Sordariomycetes; Sordariales; Sordariaceae
Exons: 3
Coding region: 144-470 (108 amino acids)
Biological process (GO): double-strand break repair via homologous recombination; base-excision repair; nucleotide-excision repair
Cellular component (GO): DNA replication factor A complex; nucleus; site of double-strand break
Molecular function (GO): damaged DNA binding; single-stranded DNA binding
Source: RefSeq, a predicted model, not a curated record
ACUCACGACAUUGACCUUUUUGCUCCGCAAACUCCAACUCUCCAACAACACCAAUAACACGACCCCACCACUCAAUCACCACCACACUCUCCAAAUCUACGCGGACUCUUCAGCUCACGGACAUACCGAAAAGAGGAAAAAAAAUGGACAGCAAAUCUUCCACCCCCCGCAUCACCUGCGCCUAUCUCAGCCAGUAUGUCGGCAAGCUCGUGACGGUCGUAGGCAAAGUUGUCCAGCUACGCGGCGAGGAGGCGACUAUUGAUGCUGAUGGGACCAUUCAUGCAUUUUUGAACCGCGAAGCACACCUCUCAGCAAACAACGGCGUCCAACUCAUCGGCAAGGUCAACCCGGAUCUUUCCAUCAAAGUGCUUAGCUCCGUUGAUUUGGGGCAGGGUGUUGACUACAACCUAGCAAACGCUGUCGUGGAAGUCACUCAUCGUUACAAGCCCCUCUUUGUGUACGAGAAUUAAGGUGAGAGGGCGCGAGGAAACCACUACACCCAGAGAAGGAGGAAAAAGAAGAGGCAAAAUAAUACCC